CCGGAUCGGAAUCCCGGCCUCGUUCUAGAAGGGCAUGUUUACCACUUUUAUCGGUUUAAUUGAUAUUCAAUCAUGGUGGGAGGUACCCUGCAUCGCACACUUUUGUUCGCUGUUCAGUACCACCUUUGAGCUACCGGUGUUUGACAUCGAGGACCUCGAAGAGGCACUGCUUACAGAUACCGAUGCCGAGGGACAAGUAGAACCAAAAGUGUAUAUCGCGCGCUUACUCCCAGAUCUGAUUGUAGCGCUACUAAAGGGAUGUGACACACUUGCUCCGAUCGUAGCGCACAUCAGCCCGAGCAAUUAUCAGAUGUUCCUGAGGCGCUUAUUUAGACAAAAAUGCCAGGAACAUAGAGUUGAAAAUCCGUUCAAUACCGAUACGGAUUUCGAGAAGUUGCCGCUCCGCACUAAGAUCCUGAUUUUGAAAUAUUUGUGCGAAUUCCGGCUUGAUUCCGAUGAUGUGGCUUCGUUUUCUCUGUACGAACCCGACAGUAUUCGCUUAGAACCGCUUGGAUACGAUCGUAACGGGUCAUCCUAUUGGCAUUUUUUCGGUACACGGCUAUACCGGGAAGACUACGUCCACGGGAAACAUAAAUCUGGAAGUACGAAGCCAACCGUCUGGCAGGUAAUCUGCUUCUCGGAAGAAGAUUGGCGCAAUCUCGCACACAAGUUUGAAAACUCCACAGACCGUAAGGAACGAGCCCUACACGCACUAUUGGUGGAAAACUUUUUGCCAUACAUUCCGAAGCUGUUUCGCGACAAGGAAAGAGUGCGAAGAGUUAAGCUUUUAGAGCGGAAAACCUCAUCAAGGCUAAGACUCAAACGUGAAGAAAGAAUCCUUCGUCAACAGCAACAAGUACAACAAACCAAACGCGAAAGUGAACAACCCGGCCCGUCGGAAGUACCAGAGGAAGAAAAUCCUUCUAGGGGUCAACAGCUUGCCGAAGCACGCGCUAAGCGGGCCGAACGACGAUCACGAUCCAAUUCCGUCACAAGUAUAGUUACGACACAUGCUAGCUCAUCAGAGCCACCUCUGACGCCUGAUUUUAUUUUUCAGCCAAAAGAAAACGCAUUCCGUAAAGAACUUUCUACAUACCCUUACCUUCACACUACUAAUUUGAGAGGUUCCACUUCUCCGUCAGUAGGUUCGCUCUUGCUAAAACAGGGCGAAGAGGAAGAAGACCACUUACAAGAUACUAUUAGCGGCAGCGGCAGCGGUCCUGCCAGAGAAACGAACCGUUCACCGUCCUGCGUCAGCCGUGAAUCUGUUGAUUCUGCAAGUAGUUAUCGAAACAGCACUGGCAGCAGCAGCACCUUUGUGUCAGGAGAAAGCACGGUGCAUGUACAAAGCCUGAGUGAUUCUUUUUUCAUCGCAAAACGCCACGACACCGACGACGAUAGUGAGAGCUUGGAUAACGUUGAAGCUGAGAAUAACAUCAACACUAAUAACACUAUUGACCACUGGCGAACUGCGGCAGAAUCGCUUCUAGAGAUCAAAUCCCCAAACGCAGACAAACCACAACCAAUUGACUCGAACAAAAAACAUCAGAACCAAGGGCGGCGCGUAUGCUCUACCGAAUUGGAAAGUCUUCUUCGUUCGAACCAUAAUAUGGCACCAACAGCGACGAAACUGCCCGGACGGCAGACCAAUAACUCCCUUUCGUCUGUAACUGGACCCGUGAUACUUCCAUUUGCCGACGGUGGUAUGCAGAAGGGUAGUUCAGCGGGCAGCAGCAAUCAUAAUAACAACAACGGAUCGACACCGGGUAAUGGGAAAAGUGGAAUAGAAUCGGCAACAAACAACGGCGGACGGAAAGGCAAGAAAGGAGCAAAAUCGGCACAGCCUUUGGUAUCGUUGGCGGUACCCACAAUCUGCAGUUUUACCAAAACGACCUCAUCCGCUUUCAUAUCGUCGUCUCUUAGCUUCACCGAAACGGAUGAGGUACUGCAGAUCGGCAUGCAUAAGGUGCUGGAAAGCAUAAAAAACCACGACGAUGCCUGGCCAUUUAUGGAUCCAGUCGAUGAGGAUAUCGCUCCACGAUACUACUCCAUCAUUCGAAGGCCGAUGGAUCUACAGAAGAUGGAGGAAAAGCUUGACAAUGGAGAGUACGCCAUGUUUGGAGAUUUCCAGUACGAUUUUAAACUGAUCGUCAACAAUUGCCGACUUUACAACGGGCAAGCCAAUGAGUACACGGAGAUGGUAAACAAUCUUCAGCUGGCUUUUGAACGCGCCCGAAAGAAGUACUUCGAUGAGAAUUCUUCUGAUGAAGAAAUGAUGACUCUCGAGCACCCGGAUGUAAGCCGAUCUAGUGCGGUCAAGGAGAAAGUGUCAUCGUCGGUGCCCAACAAAUCUGGCGAUACGUCCAGCGGGGGUGGAAAGCCUAGUACAAAAGAAACUGGUAGUAAUGCUGCUGGCAGCGGCACCAAAGCAGAUAACACAGUGAAGGAAAAAACCAAGAAAAGUGGCAGUGCUGUGAAUGUCAAAGGAGGAAGUAGUGCAAGUGGUAGUGCUACGGAUGUCGAUCGCGGACCUCUUAACAGUGGCGAAAGCAAAAAACAAACGACGACAGACAAAGCGAAGGAUAACAAACCAAAACCAGUGAAGGGGGCAGUUCCUACAGCAUCAUCGGAUCAAAAAGAUGGGAAACAUGGUGCGGCGACAAAGAAACAGAAACCGAUCAAACAUCCGGAAAUGGCGGCAGAUCCGAAACCUGCUCCCGAGCCGCUAGAAAAUGAGAAAAGUGGAUCGAGUGGUAAUAAGAACUUGAAACGAAAGCGCAAAGAGAGGGAAAAGGCAAACAACAAAGUGAAAAGUAGAAAAGUGAAAACCGAAACAGGCGACGAUCGGGGGGGUGAUGUGGUGAUGAAGGAAGAAGUGGAUGUAAGAGCGGUGGAGAACAAAGAAGAUGAUGACUGGGGUGGCCCAGAGCGAAAACGUGCUAAAAAGGAACGGACGGAGCAUGUGACGAAAAAAGUGCAGUCCAAGUCUGUUUCAGCGGCCGAUGAGCGACACGAAGUGGUGUACCAAGAUCACAAGGAUUAUUUAGUGCCUGUUCGGAGUGAACAAUCAAAAAUAGAAGGAGAAAAAAGGUCGGCCAAGGAUGACGAGCAAGAAGAUUAUCCUGUGUACGAGAGUAAGAAGAAAGCUGCCAUCAAAGCUCUUCAGCGACAGGAAAAAGAAAAGAAGAAAUAUAGUGCAAAGGUGAAGAAGGAAGAGAAAAAAACUAAAACUACUGUCAGUAGUAAUAGUCUCAGUGGCACUGGCAAAUAUGGCAAGGGAAAGCACGAAAUUCGGUCGCCGGUGCGACGAUCACUAUCGCGAUCGCUGAGCCCUGCGCCGUUGCCUAAAAUAUCGAGAAUCAGUGUCGAGUCACCAACUGCUACAAACUCAAACUCUCCACCGUCGGUGAGUCGAUUGGGAAAGGAUAGUACGAACGACAAGAGCAAAGCGCACAGAUUGGUUACGAAAAAAACGAACAAUAGAAACGAUACAGAGUAUGAAGAAACUCAAAAACGGGAUGAGUCGAAACCGAAAAAAAGUGUGGCGCAAGCAAGAAGUGGUCCUGCCGGUAGCAAGGGGCAACAGAAAAAGGACACACGAAACAAACGAAAGGAAGGUGUUGCGAAGCCAGUCAAAACGUUCGAGAACGAGGUUGUUGUGGAUGAUAAUAAAAUCCCUGAAUCAAACAGCGAUAGCAGUGGAACUAAUGCGGAUGAUGGGAGCGACUGCGAACAGGACAAGUUCAGCAGACAACGACAGAGUACUGGCGCGAAUGCAGAAGAACUCAACGAAGAUGGCGACCGAGAGGAAUGUGGCCGAGGUAAAAAAUCGGACAAAUCUAAAAACAAAAAAAGCAAAAACAACAAAAACUCGGUAGAAAACAAUAACGAUGUUGAAGAUCACCACCAUCACCGGGGAAGUAAAAAAGGAAGAGGAAGUAAAGUGAAGGGAAAGGAGAAGAAAAUUGACAAAAAAUCUCACAAAAAAGACAAAGCUGGUCGUGGCAAGAAAAAAUCAAAACCAACGUCUAGUUACUGGCGUAACCCAGUAUCUAGCGGUGGCGAGGACGAUGAUAAGCAAGAUGAUGUGAAAACCACUGAUGGGAGCAGCUGUCGUCGACAACAGGCUGUGGCAGAAGAACAUAGCAAAAGUGCCUCAAACUGUGCUAAGCAAACAAGGGAUUUCACGCAUUACUCGAUUCAUUCGCACGACGGAUUAUCGAGAAGUGCCUCCCGGUCGCCAAGUCCGAUUGGUUCUUACUUUUCCGAUCAAUCGGAAGAUAAUGAUGACGAAAUGGAUGAUGGUUGUAGUAAAAUACCUAAGGGAUUACUUGAUCGGCCGAUCACUCCCGACAUCAAGGAUAAGUUUGAUCUCAUCAAGGAACGCCGGAACCGUGCUGCAGCUGCUGCCGCAGUCGCUGCCGCAGCCAAAGCCAAGGCCAAACAAACCAAAGUUAAAACAAAAGCCAAGGAAACUGCCACUGGCACGAGCCCGGGCAAAAAAGGCAAACAGAAAACACAAAAUCGUGGCCAACAAGAGCAACAGUUGGAUGUGGCCGUUGCGGUUUCCAUUACAGCAAGUGCCUCGGGUAGCAAACAUCCCAAAAAACGUCAUCAACAGCAACACCAACAAGACCAGGAGAACGAGAAGCCUGCGGUGGAGAUGGCGAAACAGAAGAGCAGUCCCAUUGGUAGUGCGAAGGGGAAAAAGAAACGCGACAAAUCCAUCGAACAGUCGGCUUACGGAACACUGGACACUUCAUCUUCGUGGAACAAAGCGCAUGAGAAGAAGCGUCCGACGGAUUCGAAAAAAGUCGACCGAAGCAUCGAGUAUGAGUUCGUCGACGAAGCUGCAUACGAUCCCGUCAGUCCUUCGAUAGUGCCCGGUAAGCCGGACCCCGACAGACGUACGUCACACGCUUCCGCCGGAGUGAAGGCGAAAGCAGCACAUAAGAGACCACUGGCAGCUGGCGCAGUAUCGGUUUCACAAAAACAUGCCAAACCAAACGCGAAACCAACAGCGGCCAUGAUCACCAAAACAUCCGGAGGCGUAAGCAGUGCGUCGAAAGGUGCUAUGGUUCCAGCAGCUGCUGCUGGUGGGGCCAACAUGGAAGAAUUGGAGUUGGAAACGGAGCAAACACUGAAGGACAUCAACAAAUGGCUGGAGAACACACCACGCUUCCCAGAAUACAGUUCCGCAAGUAACUCACCAUCGCGCUACAUCAUGGACGACUUCGACAGCGUUCCAGUAAAGAUCGAGGAUACCGACUUUCGAAAACCAAUUCCACUCUCUCAGCUUCCUGCAUCAUCGGGCCCAUCGGCAGCGGUUAGUCCGUUGCGUGGAUCCAGUCCCGCGCUGGCAGCCAUGGCUGCUCCACCAACAGCAUUCUCUCCCAAAUCGAGCACCACCGGUGCAUCGGCGAAACCGAUUGGCGAGCGUGCGGGUCUCAGUGCCUCACAACAUUCUAGUGGCGCCAUCGAAACAUCUCUUAAAGACACCACCAACAGUGGGAAAGACUCCACCACGACCAACAUGAAAAGUGUGGGGUCGGCUAACCACACGAUACUUGGGCCGCCACCCAUCAUUCCAGCGCAUUCGCAGAAGAAGGAAGUAAAAGAACCGAAGCGAAAAACACUGAAGGAAAAGCUGUCGCAGCUCGGUGGUCGAAAACGUGACCUGCACCGAACGAUCGAUCGGCUGCAACCGGGCAAGACAAAGGGCAACCUGAUCGGUACAAUGCAGAAUCUCAACAAACCGGACGAUUUGUUCGCAAUCGGUGGUGGCUCCGGCGGUAACGGCGCUGCUGGUGGUGGAGGUGGAGCUAAUGGGAGCGCUGGGUCCGGGAACAGCGGUGCUUUGGGCAAGUUCAAGGAGGUUAAGAACUCGCUUAUAGUCAAGACGGACGAAUCGAAACCGAAGCUCAGUCUCGGCACCGUUCUAAACACGGAAGGGUUCGGCAUCGUGCAGCAACACAACUUCGCGGACGAUGUGAAGGAUGACGUGGAGGCGGAGGAUUUCGAAACCCGGCGCUCAGAGCGGAAGCCAGAAGAGGAAAAUACGACUGUGGACGAACCUGCGACUAAAUCAUCGCCGAUGUUUCUGUCCAAACUCAGUAAUGGAAGUGCGAACAGUGAUGUGGGAAUUCAAAAAACGACUUCUACGACUGGAAAGACUGAAGACGGCAACAAUGCCAGCAGCACGCCGGGAGACAAGGAGCAAGCCGCAAAGCUUUGUUCCGCAGACGAGGGUUCAUUCACCAAGGAGAAAGCGGCGAAGAAGGAAAAUGGUGCCACCAAACCUACAGCAGCCACAUUACCAGCGGAAGGAAAGGACGGGGUGUCCAAGGGAGCUGACAAACCUUCCGCUACCCCCAACUUAAGCGCUUGGUUCAAGGCGUUCGGUGUUCCAAAGAAACCGAAAAAAUCGGAAGACUCGGACGAACCCGGCAAGGCGUCUCCGGCUAGUGAAAAGAGUAAGGGUAACGAACAAACACCCCCCACGUCCGAAUCGUCUUUGGCACCCUCGGUACCCGGUGGCCUGGAAGGCUCAAAUUAUACGUCGCUCUCUGCACCACCGCGCCAACGAAAGGCCAGCACCGGCAGCACGGUUAGCGAACGGUCGUCAUACAGUCAGGACCCGGACAGCCCUCGGAUCGGAAUUGACGAACGGAUCGGUGGCUAUCCCGGUCCAUAUCCCAGCCCGAUUGGUGCCUCACCUAUCAUGACUUCGCCGAAGCUGGACGAGUCGCAAAAAAGUCCAUACCAUCCAAUGAACGGUGCCAUCAAGGUGGGCUUCUAUCAGGACACGACGCAGAAGAGCAGCCCGGAAAAGAGCUGCAGUCCGCGGGAUAUGCCUUCCUCAUACCCGCAGUACUCGCAGCAUCUGUACACCUCGAACACAGCCAGUGGGAACGCCACGAACAGCGGUUCGCUAUACGGUAGUUACGGUUACGGUGGCAUAAGUAGCGGAACACCUGGCCCUUCCACUUCUUCCGCAAUCACAGGAAGCACGUCCACUACGCUCGAGGAAGCAACUCGACGACAAAACAACAACAACAGUGUUAGCGGUGCGGCAACUGAUAGCUUCAAGGGCUACGGGAAGGAACUAAAGUCACCCGUCGAUUUCUACGAUCAGUACAAACAACCGGCUUCGCAGGAGUCCGAUUACAACUCUUCGAUGAGUCCGAGUACAAAUCCCAACUCUCCAUAUCACAACCCAGCGUCCUCGCCGUACCAUCAACAACCGAACUCACCCUCCUGCUAUCAACAGCAAUCGAACCAAGCGUCCUCUCCGUACAACCAACAGCAGCAACAUCAACAAUCGUUGGCGUCUCCAGCCUCGUCUGGGCCUUUGUCACCCUACAGCACGAGCUCGGUGACUCCCAACCCGCCGACGGUACCGCACAGUCCGACCAGCCAGGCAGGGCUCGGUGGACAUUCGCCGUACAACAACUCGUCUCAAGCACAUUCCCCGUAUCAUGGAGGGGCCAACAACAACCAGGCCCCACCACCACAAUCGACAUCGUCCGGAACUGUGGCCGGUGGUCCAAAGUCCAAACCGAACACACCGCUGCACCAAAGCCCCAACUCUCCGUUCUCCCAGUCGAACCAAAGCUCUCCUUACUCGCAGCAGGACCCCAACUCGCCCUAUUCGCAAGGCCAACUGUCCCCGUUCCAACCGAUGUCACCGAAACCCUCGCAACCAACGGUAGCGACGAGUGCUUCGGGCGGUCAAAGCAGCAUCAAACUGGCACCGCCCAUCAUCACACCUCAGCAGGCGGCAGCCGCGGCUGGAGUAAUACUUCCAGUUGAGGCGGUUGCUCAAAAUCUGGCCACUCCCGCGAGCGGCGGAUCGACGGCAUCCUCUUCGCAACACCAGGCAACAUCGACACCACCACAAAUCAAUCCUCACCACCAACAUCACAACCAUCAGUCCGCAUCGUCGUCGUCUCAUUGGAGUCACCAGGGUCACUACAAUCCUUACCUUCCGACCGGAAGUGGCGAUCCGGGCAGUAGUGGUAGCAGCAGCGCUAUGCUAAUGCCCCCCGCUCCUGCGCAUAUGCCGAAUGCCACAUCCUCUCAAGCGCAGCAGCCCCAGCAAGCCCACCACAAUGCCCACCAGCAUCCUUCACCUGCCCACGCACAUCAGCAGCAUCAUGACCAACAGCAACAAUCACACCCUCACACACAGCAACACCAACAUCCUCCUUUGCAAAACCAUCAUCAGCGCCAGCCGCACCACGCUCUGGCAGCCGCGGGCCAACAGCAGCACAGCCAUCUCAGCAACCUGCUGAUGGGUGGCAACAGCAAUCCGUACGCUUCCACUUACGGUCGUCCCUAUGACCUCAACUCUGCUUCGGCUGCCCCGGCUAACCUUGAGCAUCAACAUCAUCACUCUGCCCAUCACCACCAGCAGCAACACCAUCACCCGCAACAUCAACACCAGCAACAUCAGCAGCAUUCGUCGAAGGUGCCGGAAAUGAUAAAUCUUGGCUACAGUGAACCGGAAGCGACCGGCAACAACAGUAAUCAAGACGUGCCAAUGAACAUGGAAACUACCGGUGGUGCGUUAACACUGAGUGGCAAAAACAAGCAUCCGGGUGGCACAGACGGAAAGGAAAGUGCGAGCAAGCAGCCGUUACCACAGCAACAUCCCCAGCAGUCUUACGACACCCCGCUAAUAGAUUACGCUGGAGCAAUGGAUGCUUCGAUCAGCAAAUCGAAAUCAUUCGAUGUGUUUAACCGUUCGGCCCCGAUGAACUAUCCCCGAGGAUUCGGCAGCAACCAUGCUGCUGCGCCACCAAUCAACAGCGGAGCAGGCGGUGGUGUCGGUAGCAGUCCCGUCGGUUACGAUCAUCAUGGUAACAACAUAAACAAAGCACACGAACAACAUGGUGCGCCCAGUUACAACAUGCAAUCGUCGAGUACAACGGGCACCACAACGGCGCCAUCCGCUUUAGCAAGUGCGAAAGGAGCUAGCGGGGGUCAACCUUCGGAGCUUAUGCUGUCACGCUACGAUCAGCGAAGUCCUCAACAAAUCCAGUUGCACCCGCAGCAGCAGCAACAGUCGGCGAACAAUAUGGAUCUCAGUAGCAGUGGUGCCAACAGUGCCGGGAGCAGCGGCAGCAGCACGACGGGAUAUAAACCCUACAGCUCGGCAAUUUCGGGCCCGGCGGCAAAUUUAAUGGAUCCUUCGAUCCGCAAUCUCACCUCUCUUUCGUCGCUGUACAAUCCGGAUGAUCGGUUGCUGGGAGCGCCCGGUGCUGGUGCACUACCGACAGCUACGGCCGGCUACUACGACAAAAGUAUCCCACCUACGGCGCACAUGUACCCCAAGAACCUUGCUCCGACCGGAUCGUCGUCGGCAGCGGUGGCCGCUGCAACCGCCACUACGUCAACGUUGCAGCAAAUGUUUAACAGCACCAUGGCAGCGACUUCUUCAAUGGCCUACAGUCGCAGUGGCGAGCAGCAAAAUACAGCCUAUGUACCCCCUGGUUACCACCACCAGUCCCAACAACAACCCCCUCAACAGCAACAAACCAUGAACACACCGGGUAUUCCAUCGCAAAAGAUGAUCCACGGGAGCGGCGUACCUUCAUCGGAUUGCAAUCCCAACAGUGACCCGCAGCCAUCGGUGGUGCCACCACCUGCCAAGCCGAAAAGGACACGGAAGAAGAAAGAUCCUAGCCAGGAUCUGCUUGCCCAGCAACAACAGCACCAGCCGUCAUUGCAUCAACAGCAGCCGAACCAGCUACACGGACACCAACAGCAGACUGCCCAUCAGGGAUUCCAGUCUUAUAGCGGUUUGAAGCCCGGUGCCAAUCCAGUGUCCGUAGCGUCCCCGGCGAUUGGUAAUAUGGUCGGUGGUACUAGCGGCACCGGCAUGGGCGGCAGUCACCCGACGGGAAGUGCCGAGGCUUCCGCCAUUUCACUCAAGACGACCAACGUACCGGGGAGUGCCUUCAACUUUGGAACUGGGCCAUCGGGACUUGGGCUACCCGGUAGUCUGUACGGCGAUACUUCCGUGGCAAGUGCCGCGUACCUCGAUGAUGCGUAUCGCAACACACAAAAUCCUUACUAUCUUCCUCCACCGAGUCAUCGUGGUCCCCCCGUCGACGAUAAACUUGCGUCGGUAGUGAAUGCCGCCGGUACUUCGCAGGGAGUACCUGCUCCGCGUACAGUCGCGGAAGCGGCAGCCGCAGCUGCCGCUUCGGCUGCCGCAUCCGUAGUACAUCCUCCACCGCCAUCAGCCGGUUCACCGUACCACCAGUUUCUUGCGUCGCAUCACGGCUCACGACCGUACCAGUUCAUGAACCAGCUCGAUCCAAUCCACCAACAAUACCUCCAACGGCAGCAGGAUGAGCUGCGCGCCCAAAUGAUGCUCAAUCAGGGACUACUCGGGCCUCCGGGCCCCGCUCCGCCCAGCGCCUACGGUCAAGCAAGCUAUCAUCCGGCUCUCGGUAUGCACAAACCGUACGAUGCCAUGAACAGCAUGAACCGUCCGCCGUUCCUCUAACGUCAACCAGCAGUUUGAAGGAAUCCACUAAGAUCAAGGUGCGAGCUAAACUCGACGCGAAGGGUAAGUUUGCCAGAUAAUCGGAAAAAGAAUAUCAACACCUUUCCGACGCACGAUUUGCGUACGUCUCAGUUCAAGGGUCAUGAGCCGUAUAUGUUACAAACAAAAUGAAAACGAGUUUCCCAAAUUCGUUUAGUGUUGUAUGCCUUUUUAACCAACUACAAAUACUCGUCGUAUUAAGUGCAUCAUUAUGCUAGUGGUGUAGCGUCACACUUGUUCGUUUUGUUUUUUAAGCGCAAACUAAGAACACACUGUUGAUUUAAACGUAUCAGUAUACUUGUUGCGGUCUCAUGUUGAUUUUCUUUUUUUUUUGUUUUGUACUUGAUGUAGUCGAUUUGGUCAAACCUUGUUACAGAAAAGGGACCAAGGAAAAGCAAAACAUGAAUAUUUGAAGAUUGCUUUUACCGCCUUUGCUGAGGUGUUACAAACGGGUUAAUUUCAGCAACGGUGUAGCAAGGGGAUCUUUGUAUAAACAAAAGCUCCUGAUUCCAGUAUAGGAUUGAAAUCACGAAUCAUUCGCUUUGAGUUUCUCCUCAUAAACUAGAAUUGAAAGCAAGUCGUUCUGACUUUCAAUCGGUGCAUAGAUUUAAUUGUACGUAAGUGUUAGCAACUUGCAGCAGGUGUACCCCGAAAAGUGCUGUUAAUCUUUGGACGCACUUGGCGUGGAUUUGUAUAGGUUUUCCUUGGUUCGUCUUAAAAUCGAGUAAAUUAAUAUAAUUAGUGACUCACUGUUUGUAUCCUUCGUUUGCUUUGUUUGCAUUCAUCCAGAAAAGUAAAGGUUUCAGGUAUCCCGAUAAUGAACAAUGCAUUGUAUUGUAUGUACAACUGAAAAUGGAAAGCAAACCCCUCAUAGACAGGCGGAUCACAUUCCUACGUUUGGACGGAGAAUUACAAUGCCAUAUAUGCAUCGUGAACGUUUGUUAGCGUAGCAGAAUUGUUAGUUCAUGCAGUAAUAAUGAGUGCAUUGUGCAGUAAUGAAAACAAAAACAUUAUAAAAUAAUCUCACCAAAAACACAAAACAAAUAUUGCGGUAACGUUGCACAAAAUGACAAAAGCAUAGGGAAACCCGAAACUGGUAAUUUUAUAUGUAAAAUACAGCCCCUUUACGCCUUAUUUAUGACAAGAACUAUUCUUCCAGUAGCAAAGAUAUGAAACAUAGUGAACAAAAAAUGAGGAACCAGUGUAACAGAUCUUUAAAAAACCGAAAAAUCUGAAAAAAAUGGUAUAGCUAUAAUGUUUAAAUGUGGAAGAGUUGUUCAAAUUGCCCACAUGAGGUCUCUAUUUAUAUUUUAUGAUACUUAUGCGAACCGUACCUUCCUAUCGAUACGUGUGCUUAAGGGCGAAAUUAAGAGGACGAUCUGAUCUAGAGUUUAAACCAAUGAAACGGUGUGUGUAGCUUUGGUUUGUGUACAGCGCAAUACACUUCUAACAAAUACUGUAAACAAAAUAGGUUAUAGAAAACAACAGGAAUACAUUUGUAAGGCACAAAAAUUAGGACGUGAAUAGAACAAAAGUCCCCGAACGGAACUAUUCCGGCAGAGUGUCAGCGAGAGACGAGGUUCUGUGAAUCGAAAUUUUAAGCAGACACGCGCCGUGUGGUGCCGCUUAGUUUCCACUUACCUAGUUGUUCCAUUGUAAAUAAUGAAAUAUCGUAUGUCACACUCGCGGUAUUACUCGUGUACUGAAGGAUCGAAAAAUUAGGAAAGGCCUUCGUGUGUGCACGCUACGGUUGAAAAGAACAAUCGUUAACUCUUGAGUCAGAAACUCCACAUACAAAGUAGCGUAAUUUAGCAUUGAAGUGACAAAAAGUCUAAAGUACGACAAAAAAUACGGCGCAGAAACACAGUGCUUAGAAUCAUAGAACGGUCAUCAACAUAAUAUCAGUUAUGUGUUUUAAGUAAACAUUUACAUUCAUUACUUCCAAUGAUAAAGCCUCAUGCACAUCAAUAUACCCUUAUGUUCCAGAAACCGGCUGACAUUGUUUCUGGGACGAGUAGACGAGAUAAAUCAAAACUACAGGCGGAAGAGUAUUUGAACCUGCUUUCCGUACAUACUCCUUAAUUUGGCAUAAGUGUUUAUGGGCCUGUCGUGUGCACCGGUUCACGAAAACCUUUAAAAAAAACUGUCACGCAAUGAUAGUUGAGACGUUCAAGAGCAAAGCUAAGCUACAAUUAGAACUGGACGCAGUCACAACUGCGCAAUGCGCGUUGUGGUCAGUCUUUAUGUUGUCCUUAUUUUGUUUGUUGCCUGUUGUGUUCGUGUAAAUACGCUUCUGUAAAUGUGUUCUACACACUACAGAAUACUUAAAAUGCGGAGUAAAGCGAAUAACUUUUUGAAGCCAAUCGACAAUUCGUUUCAUUCAGUAAGUAAGAAAAUUUAAAAGUUUGCAUACUAAUAUUCGAGAAAAUAUAUUCGAUACGUUGAUUUUUAUGUUCACUUGUUUUUAUCAUCUUACGCCACAGAAACGGAGAACAGUGUGGAAACUGUAGUGCAAAAGCUAAAAUAA
Molecule: messenger RNA, 13082 nt
Organism: Anopheles bellator
Lineage: Eukaryota; Metazoa; Arthropoda; Insecta; Diptera; Culicidae
Gene: dikar
Exons: 13
Coding region: 35-10516 (3493 amino acids)
Biological process (GO): chromatin remodeling
Cellular component (GO): CERF complex
Molecular function (GO): protein binding
Source: RefSeq, a predicted model, not a curated record